AUUGUUCUCGGAGGUGGUUUUGUUCCCCCCGCCCACCUUGCGGGUCCUAUAAGAAAGCUCCCAGUCAGCCCGGACGCGGCACGCUGCCGUCCCGCUGAAAAUGGAUGCGAACAUUGUCGUUAUGGGGACAGAAAGUGUCGGGAAAUCAGCGAUUACGGUGCGUCUGCUGACUCGGAGAUUCAUCGGAGAGUAUGGGGAUAUCGAAUCCAUCUACAGUCACAGUUUUGGAAGGGAAUUCACCCUCAAUAUUUGGGAUUCGCCUUAUUCUGAGGAUUUGUCCUCGGAGACCUCCCUCUUUGAGAAGAAGGUCCAAUGGGCAGACUGCUACGUCCUUGUCUACAGCAUCUGCGACCGGGCCAGUUUCAACUCUGUCAGCAGGCUCAUUGAGACCAUCAAGUCCACCAAAGACUACGUGAACGCAGAUAAAGGGCCCAUCGUGAUCGUGGGCAACAAGCGGGACCUGCACCACAGGCGAACCGUGCUGAGCGAGGAGGGCCGGCUGCUGGCGCGCAACACGGACUGCCACUUCUACGAGGUGUCGGCGGCUGAGGACUACCACAGCGUGCGCACUGUGUUUCACGGACUGGUGGACAGGAUGAAGGACGCCAAGCUGACGGACGGACUCCCUUUAGUGAUGCCGUGGCAGAAGAGGUGGGGAAUUUUCUACAAAUCUUCAAAGGAGAGGUUCCGCAUUGUGUUGGACUGGAUGGAUUAUGAUCUGUGUGAAAUAAUCUGGGCCAAAGGUAACAGUCUCCUGAGGCGGAGAUACUUCAGAUAUUGCAGCGGUUUUGAACACAUUACUCGAGUGGGGUUAACUGCACUUCAGGAGACACUUAGUCAUUAGACUGGUGCCGGACGUACGCGAUAAUAAAUUUGGAUGGAAAUGGUAUCUACAUAAUGUGCCUUUUUUAAAUUCAAACUGUAAAACAAAGCUCAGAAGUGAUGUGUUUGUACCACUGGAAAAAGUGACUGAAUAGUUCCCUGUAUCGGGUAAUUCUUGUAAAGCAUCUGUGUUGCCAUUUAAGUGCUGUAAUGCAUCACCCCAAAACGUAUUCUACAUUUAAGAGCACUCAUAUUGACUUCAUUAUUUAUGAUUCAAAAACUCAACAGUUUCUCUUUUGUAAAUAAAGCAUAAAAUGUGUGUUCCAGUUAAUGGGUUUGUUUUUGUUUUUUUCCACAUUGAGGCAAGGUCCUUGUAAAGUGGAACUUCAGAUCAAUAUUGUUUUUGUUGAAGUUUGCUCAAGGGCACUAGAUCAGGGAGGCUGCUUUCUUUGCUGAUCAUGUUUUGUCGGUCAAAUGUUUUGUCGGUUCUGACGUCCCCCCCCAGUCUACCAUAAAUAACUGAGAUGUGUUGUGUAAAGCAGUUGGUAAGUGCAGGUUUAAAUACCUGAAAGUAUCCACUGAAUUGUAGCAAAUUAAUAGCUGCAUUAAAAUCAGGGUUGGAAUCUAACAGAAGUGUAACGUGCACACGCACGCUGCCGGUGUGUAGGCAGCUGCCGGAGGGCAAAGCGCCGUCCAGAGGGUAAAGUGUGGGAUGUGGUUCGCGCCCUGAGAAGUCAUCAUUCCGGGGUUGCUCUCAGUGAGGCCUUUUCUGCUGACUAGGAGUGAUGUGACUGACUCAAAAUGCUGCUGACACGCCAUCCUUUCUCCCAUUGAUACUGGUAGAGGCUGCCAUCAGGACUAACGUAUCAUUCAUACCCGUUAACACUGGAGGAACAGCUUUUUGGAGCAAUUAUGGAGUUAAGUAACUACCAGUGAGCCACAGUUUCAAGUGUGUGCUAUGGAGCUUGUGAAAACUUUUGUCUCAAAUGUAUGAUAUAUUUACAUAUAUAUAAACGUGUACGAUUUAUAUUGAGUUCCAGCUGUGAAGUUAAUAUCCUUCACUUGUUCACGUUUUCCUGCUUUUGUGAUGCAGAUUCCACUGCUGGUUCGAAAGGAAGUUUCAAGUGCAGUUAACCCAGUUUCAUUUGUGUAUUGGUGAUCAUGCAUUUGUAACUAAAAUAAAUGUAUCAUGAUUAACUAUAUUACAUUUCAAUUAUCUUGAGUUUGGUCGCUUUUCUGAUUGAUUCAUUGGUUGCCCUGACAAAGUUUAGCAUUUAUAACUGCCAAUCAGAGUGCCUCUCCGAUUGUUUCGCCAUAAGGACUCCUUGUGAAACACUGUAUUUUCCUCACCUUACUAAUAAAGUUAAAAUGUA
Messenger RNA from Pungitius pungitius (ninespine stickleback), 2195 nucleotides. Its product is annotated as Ras-related and estrogen-regulated growth inhibitor-like protein. The transcript has 4 exons. NCBI's taxonomy places the organism in Eukaryota, Metazoa, Chordata, Actinopteri, Perciformes, Gasterosteidae. Gene Ontology annotation, molecular function: GTPase activity; GTP binding. The coding region runs from base 101 to 844 and encodes 247 amino acids. The record is from RefSeq and is a predicted model, not a curated record.